AUGCUGCGUCAUUGCGUUCCUUCUUGUUUUGUGUUCCGCACUCGCACUCCGGGACUCACUACUUCUGAUUCACACUUUGCUUCUCUCUUUUUCUCCCAGAACCGGAAAAUCUACCGCAUGGACGCCGCCGGCUUAGAUUCCUAUGGCCGUGAAUUCGAGACCGCCGACGAAAUGUGGAGGGAACACGCAGGCGACUCUAGCAAGAAGACUCAAUGGUAUCGCGACGGCGUCUCCUACUGGGAGGGUGUUAAUGCAACUAUGGAUGGGGUAUUGGGAGGGUUUGCAAAUGUGAAUGAGCCCGACAUAAGUUGCAGUGAGGAUUUCUUGAAGAUUCUCCUAUCUGAACGUUUUCCUCCUGAUGCCAGUCGCCAGCCACUUGUUGUUCUUGAUUGUGGUUCGGGCAUUGGCAGACUCACCAAAAAUCUGUUAAUAAGAUACUUCAAUGAGGUUGAUCUCCUGGAACCAGUAUCACAUUUCUUAGAGGCUGCCCGUGAAACUUUGGCUGCAGGAUGUCAGACAAAUACAGUGCACAAAGCUGUUAAUUUUUAUUGUGUUCCUCUUCAGUUGGCCACCAGUGACUCUACUGUCGACUGUGACCUGUUCCUCUACUGCUUGUGCCUUCCUGCUGCCGCUUUUGACCUGUUCCACCGCUGCCUGCAGUGUUUUCUGUCACCAUCAACCAAUUGCAACACUGCUAUGGAACCACUGCAGUGCCACCUCCUGUCCCCCUUCUCCCAAUUCACUCCCCUAUCCCAUUCUGCUAGGUUCUCAUUUUUUUCACCUUCGUUGGAUUUUACACCAGAUACUGGAAGAUAUGAUGUGAUAUGGAUUCAAUGGUGUAUUGGUCAUCUUACGGAUGAAGAUUUUGUUUCAUUUUUCAAGAGAGCAAAGGUUGGCCUCAAACCAGGUGGAUUUUUUGUUCUGAAGGAGAAUAUUGCCAGAUCUGGAUUCGUGCUUGACAAUGAAGACAGAAGCGUUACAAGAUCUGAUAUGUACUUCAAGGAGCUAUUUUCUCAAUGUGGAUUACAUGUGUACAGAUCAAAGGAUCAGACAGGAUUCCCUGAAGGAUUAUUUGCUGUGAAGAUGUAUGCAUUGACUACAGACGCGCCAAAAAGGGCUCCCCGCGCAAAAUCCAAAACAUCAACUAAUAGACCUAGAACCAUUAUGUGA
This is a messenger RNA of Sphenostylis stenocarpa, 1170 nucleotides long. NCBI's taxonomy places the organism in Eukaryota, Viridiplantae, Streptophyta, Magnoliopsida, Fabales, Fabaceae. The record is from the annotation of a GenBank genome assembly.